Ilex paraguariensis (yerba mate) is the source of this 762-nucleotide messenger RNA. Lineage: Eukaryota; Viridiplantae; Streptophyta; Magnoliopsida; Aquifoliales; Aquifoliaceae. The record is from the annotation of a GenBank genome assembly.
AUGGCAACCAGGCCUCGACACGUUAUAACAAACAACAUGAAUCAAGCCUCAAUUGGAAGAAAAGAUGACGGUCUUGAAGAGGUACAUGCUAAGGUUGUUUAUUUCAUUGAAGUACAUUAUUGCAAACGUGGUAGACAGAAACAAUGGACAGAUUGUUGCAACAGCAUCAACAGUAGAACAUCACUCAAGAACUCACUUGAGUGUGGCCGGUCUUGCAAUGCAAAGGCAGCAGCAGUCGUGGGAGAAGUGUUGGCAAUGCGACUGAAGGUUGUGGGUCUUGAGCAAGGUCGGGGAAAAGGGAUCCAUGUUGAUGUGAACAAGGAGAUUGCAAAGAAAGGUUUCAAGAACCAAACAAAUAUUUGGACCAUUGUAAAUGCCCUUAAGAACAAUGGAGUCAAACUCAAUCUUGAUGACGAUGACAGUGUACAUUAUUGCAAACGUGGUAGACAGAAACAAUGGACAGAUUGUUGCAACAGCAUCAACAGUAGAACAUCACUCAAGAACUCACUUGAGUGUGGCCGGUCUUGCAAUGCAAAGGCAGCAGCAGUCGUGGGAGAAGUGUUGGCAAUGCGACUGAAGGUUGUGGGUCUUGAGCAAGGUCGGGGAAAAGGGAUCCAUGUUGAUGUGAACAAGGAGAUUGCAAAGAAAGGUUUCAAGAACCAAACAAAUAUUUGGACCAUUGUAAAUGCCCUUAAGAACAAUGGAGUCAAACUCAAUCUUGAUGACGAUGACAGUGGUACUUCUCGUCCAACCUAUCAAUGA